Messenger RNA from Tricharina praecox, 1003 nucleotides. RefSeq names its product 60S ribosomal protein L2. The record is from RefSeq and is a predicted model, not a curated record. Gene Ontology annotation, molecular function: structural constituent of ribosome; RNA binding. The coding region runs from base 146 to 910 and encodes 254 amino acids. Gene Ontology annotation, biological process: cytoplasmic translation. Gene Ontology annotation, cellular component: ribosome; cytosolic large ribosomal subunit. The transcript has 6 exons. NCBI's taxonomy places the organism in Eukaryota, Fungi, Ascomycota, Pezizomycetes, Pezizales, Pyronemataceae.
UGUGGGGUGUGCGGUGACUGUCUUUCUCCCAAAGCCCCACUGCUGAUUUUAGACUACACAAUUUCACGGGUAGCAACCAACAGAACCACGAUAACGACGACGCCUCGACACUCACCAACCGAACAGCACCAGAAACUCCGGCAAAAUGGGAAGAGUUAUCCGUAAUCAGAGAAAGGGAGCCGGCUCCAUCUUCACUGCCAACACACGGCUGAGGAAGAACCCGGCCAAGUUCAGAACCCUUGAUUACGCCGAGCGUCACGGAUACACUCGCGGUAUCGUCAAGGAGAUCAUCCACGACACCGGACGUGGAGCUCCCCUCGCCAAGGUUGUCUUCCGCGACCCUUACCGCUUCAAGCUACAGAAGGAGACCUUCAUUGCCAAUGAGGGCAUGUACACCGGUCAGUUCAUCUACGCCGGAAAGAAGGCCUCGUUGAACAUUGGAAACAUCCUUCCUCUCGGCUCCAUGCCUGAGGGAACCGUUGUCACCAACGUCGAGGAGAAGGCCGGAGACCGUGGUGCGCUCGGACGGACAUCGGGUAACUACGUCACCAUCAUUGGCCAUGACACCGACACCGGAAAGACCCGUGUCAAGCUCCCCUCUGGUUCCAAGAAGAUCGUUCCCUCCACUGCCCGUGGUAUGAUCGGAAUCGUUGCCGGUGGUGCCCGUACCGACAAGCCCAUGCUUAAGGCUUCGCGCGCCAUGCACAAGUACAAGGCCAAGGGUAACAGCUGGCCCAAGACUCGUGGUGUUGCCAUGAACCCCGUCGACCAUCCCCACGGAGGAGGUAACCACCAGCAUAUCGGAAAGGCUUCGACCAUUUCGCGUUACGCUGUGCCCGGUCAGAAGGCUGGUCUCAUUGCUGCUCGUCGGACUGGUUUGCUGCGUGGUACCCAAAAGACCAAGGAUUAGAUGGUUUUUUCUGGCUGUGCUUCGCUUUUUUUCUUUUCGGUGACGUUUUCGCAAUGAUAAUCAAAACAACUACCGCGAAAGGAGAUUUCCGUC